Messenger RNA from Procambarus clarkii (red swamp crayfish), 721 nucleotides. The record is from RefSeq and is a predicted model, not a curated record. Lineage: Eukaryota; Metazoa; Arthropoda; Malacostraca; Decapoda; Cambaridae.
AUGUUCCAGGAAUUCCACACCGCUAAUAAACUCAACAUAUUCCAGGGGUUCUACGAGAUACUAAUGACAUUUGAGAGAUACCAAAAUGGUUUCCAAUCAAUGCAGCAGCCCCAGUCGCACACCGGGCAGCAGCCCCAGUCGCACACCGGGCAGCAGCCCCAGUCGCACACCGGGCAGCAGCCCCAGUCGCACACCGGGCAGCAGCCCCAGUCGCACACCGGGCAGCAGCCCCAGUCGCACACCGGGCAGCAGCCCCAGUCGCGCACCGGGCAGCAGCCCCAGUCGCGCACCCCCAGUCGCGCACCGGGCAGCAGCCCCAGUCGCGCACCGGGCAGCAGCCCCAGUCGCGCACCGGGCAGCAGCCCCAGUCGCGCACCAGGCAGCAGCCCCAGUCGCGCACCAGGCAGCAGCCCCAGUCGCGCACCAGGCAGCAGCCCCAGUCGCGCACCAGGCAGCAGCCCCAGUCGCGCACCGGGCAGCAGCCCCAGUCGCGCACCAGGCAGCAGCCCCAGUCGCGCACCCGGCAGCAGCCCCAGUCGCGCACCCGGCAGCAGCCCCAGUCGCGCACCCGGCAGCAGCCCCAGUCGCGCACCCAGGCAGCAGCAGCAGCCCCAGUCGCGCACCCGGCAGCAGCCCCAGUCGCGCACCCGGCAGCAGCCCCAGUCGCGCACCAGGCAGCAGCCCCAGUCGCGCACCCGGCAGCAGCCCCAGUCGCGCACGA